Molecule: messenger RNA, 579 nt
Organism: Pistacia vera
Lineage: Eukaryota; Viridiplantae; Streptophyta; Magnoliopsida; Sapindales; Anacardiaceae
Product: protein DSS1 HOMOLOG ON CHROMOSOME V-like
Exons: 2
Coding region: 156-377 (73 amino acids)
Biological process (GO): proteasome assembly; double-strand break repair via homologous recombination; mRNA export from nucleus
Cellular component (GO): proteasome regulatory particle, lid subcomplex; proteasome complex
Source: RefSeq, a predicted model, not a curated record
AUUAUCCUUAUUCUUCUUUUCCAAUUAAACCUGGAUAUAAUUCCCGUCUGAACCAGAACUUUGUAGCACAGUCAACUAAACCCUUAUUCUUAGUUGAUCGUCAGCAGUUAUUUUUUUCUUCAUAGCAAGUGUUUGUGUCUGCUGUGAGCAUAGUAAUGGCGACUGAACCAAAGACAGUGUCUGAAGAUGCUAAGAUCGAUCUGUUCGAAGAUGACGAUGAGUUUGAAGAGUUUGAAAUUAACGAGGAGUGGGAUGAUAAGGAAGAAGGGAAUGAUAUAACACAGCAGUGGGAAGAUGAUUGGGAUGAUGAUGAUGUCAAUGAUGAUUUCUCUCAACAGCUAAGGAAGGAACUGGAGAACAACACCGAGAAGAACUGAGCCGAUUUUAGUAACUUCUGUUGUUUCAACUCGAGAUGAAGCUUUUUAUUUUUCAUAUGGUUGUCUGCAAAACGUGUAUGACCUUUUAAUUCAUUGAAAUUUAGAAGCUUAGUGCAAACUGUUAGUGUGGAACAAAAUGUUAUGAUUUUGUGAAGUCAUUUCUAAACCUUGUUAGAUUUAUAUGCACUUUGAUUUUGGGUGG